Molecule: messenger RNA, 3648 nt
Organism: Rubroshorea leprosula
Lineage: Eukaryota; Viridiplantae; Streptophyta; Magnoliopsida; Malvales; Dipterocarpaceae
Source: the annotation of a GenBank genome assembly
AAGAACCAGGAUUCACAAAACAAUUGCUCAGAAGUCUCUUAGAUGAAGAUUUUGUGAUAUUAAUACCAGGUGCCCGAAUUCGAAAAUACUUCUGUCUGAAGGAAAGAGAAUGGAGAAGGUGUAUGAGGAGCUAGAUGAAAUCAAAGCUGAGAAUGAGAAGCUCAGGGCAGAAUGCAAAAGGAAAUCAGAAUUAUUCGAGAGCUUGAAGAAAACUAACAAUGAGCAGCAUAUUAAAAUCAAAGAGUUCGGUUUGAAAAUUGAGAAGCAGUCUCAAGAACUACUUCAGAAGGAAGAAGAAGUUUCUGGGCUGAGGCAAAGUUAUGAAGAUCUUAAAUGCAGUUUCAAUGAAAAAGAAACUAUUAUUAAGCGUCUGAAUGCUGCUAAUGAGAAGCUCCGAGCUGACUGGGAUGAGAAGUAUCGAAAUUGGGAGGAGGAGAAAAGAGGGCUUUUGCUGGCUCUAGAUGAGGCAAAUGAGAAGAACAUAGAUGAAGAGCAAAAGAUUAAUGUACUUAGGGCUGAGAUUGAGGGUCUCAAAGAGCUUCUGUCAAUUUCACAGAAGAAGUGUACUGAAGCUGAGAAGAAGGCCAAAAAUUCCAAGGAACUGAGGCAAAGAGAUGAUAUGUUGCUCAACUUAGAGGAAGAAAACAGAAAGGUUGAAGAUAAGCUAAAAUGGAAGAUGGAGCAAUUCAAACAUUUAGAAGAAGCCCAUGGGAAGCUUCGAGAUCAGUUCAGGGUAAGCCAGAAAGAAUGGGAGCAGGAAAAGUCUACAUUGUAUGAUGAGAUUAGUUCACUGCAGAUGAACUUAGAUUCUCAGAUCAGCAUCUCAAAAGAUCUUCAACACCGGUUACAGUUGUGCAACCAAGCCCUGGCACAUGAAGAAACUCGAAGAAAGUACCUUGAAGUUGAGGUUUCAGACUUCAGAAAACGGUUUGAGAAUGCUUUUGCUGAAUGUCAGGACUCAAAAUCGCAACUUGAGUUGAUAUCUGCUCAGAGGGACAAUGAAAUUGCAGCACUCAGACAUUCAUUGUGCACAAAGGAGACAUUUUAUAAGGAUUUGAAAUAUAGAACAGCAAAACUAGAGCAGGAAAAUGAAGAACUGCUAAUUUCACUCAAAGAAGCACAGGAGGCCAGGAUUCAGGAAGCAGGACCUUCUUCUUCUCUGUCAAAAUUAAGAAACAAGCUCAAAAAUGUGGAGCAGAUGCAUAGAGAUUGUUCUAAAAUCCUUCAGGCUAAAGAAGCAGAAUGGAACUCUCAGCUGGAAAAGAUGACCAAGCAAUUGAAUGAGUCCAAGUCUCAGUUAGAGACUAAAGAUGCUGAACUUGAAGAGCUUAAGAUAGAAUUUGAAGCUUGUUUGUCUUCAGCAAUGCAGUUGAAAUUGCAGAAUGAGGAGCUUUCUUUGAUGUUGCUGGUGUUGAAGUCUGGAAUAUAUGAGGCCCAAUUAAAGCUUGCAGAUAUUGAGGGUGAAUUAAGCCUUCACAAGAAAGAGAGGGAGGAGAAAGUUUCUCUUUUGAUGCAGCAGCUGGAUAUGAAGAAUACUGCACUGGCCAAAGCCCAGAGAGAUAUUGAAGAAGAGCAUGAGAAGACAUUGAUAUUAUUGAAGAGGGUUGAGUCCUUAGAACUGAUUGAGGACCAGCAUAACUUGAUGCAAAAAGAGAUUCUGAGGUCUAAAGAGAUGCUUGAGGAAUCAUACAAGUGUCAACUUCAGUUGAAACAACAAGCUUUGCAGGUGGAAAGUGAUUCAAAAGAAGAACUUAGAAAAGUUUGUGACGCCUUAGAUGUGGCAAAUUCUGAAUUGACUGAAGAACGUGAGAAGGUAGCAUCAUUGUUGAGGAGGGUUCAGUCAUUGGAACUCUUAGAAGAGCAGCGGCUCUUGAUGCAGAAACAGCUAGAGGAGCAAAAAAAAGUGAUUGAGGAAGCAUCAAGGAAUCAACUUUGUUUGGAAGAGCAAGCCUCCCAGAUAGAGAGUCAGUCUAAAGAGAAACUCGGACAAGUUUGUCAUGCUUUGGAAAUGGCAAAGUCUGAAUUGGCCAAAGAACGGGAGAAGGCACAUAUUUUGAUGGGGAUGGUUGAGUCCUUGGAACUCAUUGAAGAGCAGCUGACUAUGAUGCAGAAAGAACUUGAGAGGUACAAGGAAAUGUAUAAGGAAUCUUCCAGGCGUCAAAGUCACUUAGAGGAGCAAAUUUUGCAAAUGGAGGUUGAUUCAGAAGAGAGGCUAAGAGAAGUUUGUGGUGCUUUGGAUGAAGCAAAUUCUGCAUUGUUUGAGAAAACUAGUGAAGGACACGAAAUUGAAUUUGAAUUGUGGAUAUGGAAAUCUGUUGCUGAACAGUUGAAAGUUUGCCUCGAAGAUAAUCAGAUGCUCCGUAAAGAAUUAGAAGCUUCUCUCCUUGCAGAAGUAGAAGAUGGGGAAAACAUCAAGCAAGAGAAAGAUUGUCUUGCCCGUAUUUUAGAAGAAAAGGACAGCAGGAUAAGUAAUCUCCAGCAGCAGGUUUUGUUGCUUGAGCAAGAGCUCAAAACAAGAGAAGUAGAAGCAGUAAGUUCUUCAAGAAUGGAGACAGCUAGUUCCCUUGAGUCUGAAAGGGAUAGCUUUCUCCAAAUCACCUGUGAAAAGAACAAGAUCUUGGAGGAUCUCCAGAAGGAGAUUGACAUGCUGGAACAAGAAUCACUUAGAAGGGAAUUAGAAGCUGCUGCAUUUGCAUAUAUGGGUGCUGAAAGAGCACUUGAGCAUGAAAAAGAGAAUCUUGCACAACAUAUGAAGGAGAAAGAUCAGAGAAUUGAUGGUCUCAUGCAGGCUGUCAAAUCAAUGGAAGAAAAUUUUAAUUUAUCAUUGAACUCCUUUUCCUUGCAGCUUGCUGAGAAGCAGACAGAGAUUAAUCUUGUUUGUGAAGCCUGGGAAAAUAUUGCCAGAGCAGAACUUCUGGCCCAGGUAGAAAUUGAAGAGAAAAAGUUGAUGAUUUCAGAGCUGGAAGAUGACAUUCAAGAUAUGCAGGAGAAACUUAUAUUGCAGGAAAGAUCCCUGUCUGGUACGAAGCAGCAAGCAAUGAAGGUAGAAGCUGAACUUCAAGCUAAGCAGGUGGAAAUGAAGAGCUUGACCAAUGAAAUGGAGGCAAAACUGAGAACAUCAGAUGCCUUAAUUGAUGAACUGAGGUGUGAAAAAGGGAAUUUGCUAGAAGAUGUUAUGAAGUUGUCCAUGGAGAGGGAAAACCUGUUUGAUUGUAUUGGAGGCCUGGGAGAUAGGAUCAUCAGUAAGUUGUCCAGUGAAGACAUGCAGCUAAUGGGAAUGCUGGGAAGGAUAGUCCACUCUUGCGAUGCCUCAGGUAUGGCCUUGAAAGGAAAUGAUGAAGCUUUCAACUCUGUAAAAGAGAAUAUUCAUAAUAUUUCUUCACCCACAACAAAGAGACUUGAGUCCAUUGUUGAGGACAGAUCACCGUUCAGGCUGCUCAACUGACGGCAAAGUGCAAGGAUACUAGGUAUCAUAUAGCUUGUGUGAUUUUCUUUCCACUCCUAAUAUUUUCUGAGCUUGUAUAGACAGAUUGUUGAGUGUAAGCAUUUGUUUCUGCUACUAACAAGAUACCACGCAUCUUGUUUUAUGGGAACGAAACAGCUUUCCUUUUUAAUCCUUUGAGUUUUAAUGCAAAAUCCUUGAAGAAC